Molecule: messenger RNA, 906 nt
Organism: Dermatophagoides pteronyssinus (European house dust mite)
Lineage: Eukaryota; Metazoa; Arthropoda; Arachnida; Sarcoptiformes; Pyroglyphidae
Molecular function (GO): protein binding
Source: RefSeq, a predicted model, not a curated record
AUGGAAUCAUCAAAUUAUCAUCAUCAUCAUCAUCAUAUGAAAUCAUUGAUUGUAACAAAUAGAUUGGAUUAUAUUUUAAAUAAUCAAAAUAAUAAUGAUGAUAUUUUACCAUUAUCACCAUCAUUAACGCCACCUAUAACAUUAUCACCGGUAACAUCACCAUCAGAAUUAUCAUCAACAAUUUCUAACCCAACAACAACAACAACAACAUUAGAUUACUGUGAUGAUGAUCAAUUUGAAACAACAACAACAACAACAAUGAAUAAUUGUGAAACGAUAGCAGCUACAACAACGACAUUAACUUCGAUCCACAGACAAUCACCAUCAUUUGAUAAUCAUGUUCAUCAUCAUCAACAAUCCUCAUCUUCAAUGUCAACAUCCACCGCAGUUGCAACUUCGUCAUCAUCAUCAUCAUUAUAUCAACCAAUACCAAUUGUUCAUCAAUGUAUAAUCAAUACACAAUUAGCUAAUCAUCAAUCAACUCGACAACAAGAAGAAUCUUAUCAGAAUAAAAUAUUAUUAGCAAAAAAAAUUCUUAAAUUAAUACAAAAUAAUGAUUAUGAACAAUUUUCACGAAUAUUACUAUAUAAAAAACCUGAUUUAAAUGUAUUUAUUAAUGGUCAAACAGCAUUACAUUAUUGUCUUUUAUUAGGUCGUGAUGUUUCAUGGUGUAAAUUAUUAGUAUUGAAUGGUGCAAAUCCAAAUCUAUCAAAUCAAGAUGGUUGGCAUCCAUUGCAUUUAGCUGCAUUUCGUGGCCUAAAAGAAAGUGUCAAUUAUUUGACAAAUUGCAAUAAUAAUACACAAAACUAUUUUCAUGAUAAUCAUCAUCUAAUAACGGCUAAUAAUAAUAAUAAUAAUAAUGAUGAACAAAUGACAACAAAUUUAUAGAAAAAAUGAUAAUGAUAA